GAUGGAAACCAAGUGGGUAACGGAUUGGUGGUGGCUAUAAGACCUCCCUUUCAACGCAUCAAUAACUCGUUGCGACGAACCAACUCGCAGAGAUAUAUCAGAAGGCCAGCUUCAAUGUCCUGCUCCCAUUUGCUUCCGCAAGAGUGCGAUGACCAGAACUUUGUGAAAUGUAACUAUUCGGAAGGACCUUCGGUGUGGGCCGGGUCUUUCGAAAAGCUGUUGGCUGAUCCUUUGGGACUUCACAUGUUUGCGGAAUUCCUAAAGAAAGAAUUCAGCGCAGAAAACAUCUACUUCUGGAUAGCCUGCGAACGUUUCAAAGUAUUACCCUCAGAAAAUGACAGAAGAAAUGAAGCCCAAAGAAUAUACCGUCAGCAUUUGUGCGGAGGAGCAACAGAAGCGGUUAAUGUGGACGCGCAGGCGCGUCAAAGCGUCGAGAGGAAUCUGCAUUCGGCCGAUCUGGAUUUAUUUGCGCAGGCGCAAAAACAGAUCUUCAAUUUGAUGAAGUUCGACAGUUAUCCGAGAUUCCUGCGAUCGGAUAUCUAUAGGAAGUGUUUGUCCGGGGAAGAGGACAAAAUUCAGGUAGAUGUUAGGCUUAUUCUGCAACCAAUAUCGACACCUACAAAGCUGAAGAAGUCAGUCAGUAAUGCCGAAGACAGAAGAAGGAAAUCGCUUUUGCCAUGGCACAGGAAAAACCGAUCAAAAUCCAAAGAUCGGGGAGAGAGUGAGUACAAUAAACGAGGUAGUGAUCUAAACUCCGGGGAUUUGAAGAAUACAGACCCAUCUGAGGUACAUUCCAGCGGAUCUUCCCUAACGUCAUUGGAUAUUGCUGUAUCAUCUCAGGAUCUGAUAAAAGCACAAGCUAGUCAAGAAGAGUUGUCUUCAAAUGUAGCUAGAACGGCAUUGUGUAGAGUUCUUCUGAGCAACGGAAGUACCACCGUCGUCCAAAUCAAACAAUCUGAAACCAUUCAAGGUUUAGUGACGAGAUUAUUGGAGAAAAGAGGUCUGAAGUAUUCUUCCUUUGAGGUGUAUGCUGACAAGCAUUUGAAGUGUGUUAACGUAGAAGACUCAUCAAUGACGUUGGCGGGAUGCGAAGUGACCGUCGAACAGCGAGUGGUCUUUAAACUCGACCUGCCGAAUAGGAAAAUGAUCAGCAUCAGGUCCAAAUACACAAAAAUCAUCACCGAUGUGCUAAGGCCAAGUUUGCACAAAUACCAAUACAAUCUGGACCAGAUGGUUGUUCUGAAUGGAAAUACUCCGAUAGAUUUACAUCAGCCGGUGACUACCAUAGAUGGGUUUAGGCUAAAAGUGCAGUUUAAAGAAGAUUUCAGACAAGAAAAUCCCAACGUUCCGAUCAAAACUAACAAAGUAAAGUUGGAGGAAAUCACAAACAAAGUUUAUGAAGGUAUUCUGCAAGAGAAGUGCGAAUCGCUCAGUUGCAAACUGACAAAAUCCGAUAGGGGAUCAGUCAAGAGUGAAGACUGGGGCUCAGAGCACUCAUCGACUUUCAUUGGAAAAUUUCUGAGGAGAGAUUCGGGUAUUCACGAAAGAAAAAAGAAAAUUCCGACUAGGUAUAAAGAGGAAACUAUGAACGAUCAAAGUCAAAUGAAAAAACCGCUAAUUGCCAAAUUGAAAUGUGGUGCCAACAAGUUCAAUCUGGUGCCAUCAAGUGAAAGUGAUGAACUGGUGGAAGGUUUGACAAGAGCCCAGCGUAGAAUAGAGGACCAGCGAGGCACAGAGAUCAACUUCGAAUUACCGGAUUUCCUCAAAGACAAAGAAAACGAGCACCUCCAAAAGCAGAGAAGAAGCGACUUGGACGGAAGCACGGCGAAAUUUUACCUAGGAGAAACCUCAGUACCUGCCUCGCCCGACAAACUACCCGUCAUAUCGUCAGCUAAAAACAUGAAACUUGAGCUCCAGUCGAACUACGAAAACAGGAACGUUUUGGUUGCCAAUAAAUACCAAGAUUCAAGAUACGAUAUUAAAUCAUCCCCUAGUAAGUCGGAAGGAGUCCAGCCGCCGACGUCGCCCGCUAAAAGUACAAACACUUCGGUCGAUAGGACCGAGCCGCCCCCAUUACCGCCCAAGCCCAAAGUAGUGCCCAUUAAGCCGCAGAAUUGGGGUCAAGUGAACGGUUUCUACAAGAGCAAAGAUAUUCCUUCUACUGACAGGAAACAGGCCAUGUUUCUGGAACAGUCAUCUAGCAGCUUUGUGUGA
This is a messenger RNA of Diabrotica balteata, 2214 nucleotides long. NCBI's taxonomy places the organism in Eukaryota, Metazoa, Arthropoda, Insecta, Coleoptera, Chrysomelidae. The record is from the annotation of a GenBank genome assembly.